CUGCUGCCUGAUUCUUAUUCCGUUCCGGGUUCCGCCAGGGCUCGUCAGCGCCCUCGCAUUGCCUCGACCCAUUCGUGCAUUCUCGCUUCCAUCGAAUUCAGGGAUCCGUGAUCCCCAGCCGGUUGUGAAAAAAUGGCUCAACAACAGACUGAUAAUGUGAUGCGAAGAAAGUUGGUGAUCAUCGGGGAUGGUGCCUGCGGAAAGACCAGUCUGCUCAGCGUCUUCACCCUUGGCUAUUUUCCAACCCACUAUGUUCCGACGGUGUUUGAGAAUUACGUGACGGAUUGCAGAGUGGAUGGCCGUUCGGUUCAAUUGGCCCUAUGGGAUACUGCUGGUCAGGAAGAUUACGAACGAUUGCGUCCGCUCGCUUAUUCCAAGGCGCAUGUGAUCCUCAUUGGGUUCUCUGUGGACACGCCCGAUUCGCUGGAGAACGUCAAACAUAAGUGGAUUGAAGAAGCGAACGAACGAUGUCCGGGUGUCCCUAUCAUCCUUGUCGGGUUGAAGAAAGAUCUGCGGGAAGAUCCGCUGGCCGUCGAGGAGAUGAGAAAGAAGUCGCUAAAGUUUGUGACGUCUAAAGAAGGAAGCGACAUCUCAACACAGAUCGGAGCCCGCAAGUAUCUCGAGUGUUCCUCGUUAACCGGCGAGGGUGUCGACGAUGUAUUCGAGGCGGCCACGCGUGCCGCGCUCCUGACGUUCGACAAGCGAAAAAGCUCAUGCUGCAUUGUGCUAUAAUGGGGAAAUGACGACUUUGCGAUAGAUACGUCGCCGACUCUGAU
Aspergillus vadensis CBS 113365 is the source of this 776-nucleotide messenger RNA. RefSeq names its product putative Rho GTPase Rho 2 (gene rho2). Bases 133 to 732 code for a protein of 199 amino acids. The transcript is spliced from 5 exons. Gene Ontology annotation, molecular function: GTP binding; GTPase activity. Lineage: Eukaryota; Fungi; Ascomycota; Eurotiomycetes; Eurotiales; Aspergillaceae. Gene Ontology annotation, biological process: small GTPase-mediated signal transduction. The record is from RefSeq and is a predicted model, not a curated record.